AUGUUUAUUGCUUUUUCUAUUAUUUUAUUUUAAUAAAUAUUUAUUUGCAUAUUUCACAGAAUUGGUUGUACAAUACUAAAGUAGCCUCGCUAAUAGGGGAAUAAGUGUGUGUUCCAAAAAUGUAACAAAUAGUAGUUUGAGAUUACAGUAAGACAGCCAACCAUAAUCAGAAUAGACCAGAACACUAAUAAGAUUUUGAAUAGAUUAUGA
Paramecium tetraurelia is the source of this 210-nucleotide messenger RNA. RefSeq lists its product as uncharacterized. The record is from RefSeq and is a predicted model, not a curated record. NCBI's taxonomy places the organism in Eukaryota, Ciliophora, Oligohymenophorea, Peniculida, Parameciidae. The transcript has 2 exons.